Molecule: messenger RNA, 396 nt
Organism: Didymodactylos carnosus
Lineage: Eukaryota; Metazoa; Rotifera; Eurotatoria; Philodinida; Philodinidae
Source: the annotation of a GenBank genome assembly
AUGUUAGUGGCUACAAGCUGCAUGGCAUGGACUGUAGAGAAUCAAGUUGGGACCGAUAACAUUCCCGAUCAAUUAAUCAACAAGCGUAGUGCUUGUAAUAAUGAUAGUGGUUGUACUAUGAGUUAUUCUGGUGCUGCUACUACUUGUGCUGGUUCUACUCCUGCUUCUAUUACUAUUCGUUAUAGCUGUGCUGCUGGUUAUGCUCCUAGUGUUCCUGGAUGUACUAUUACUUCUCGUGGUCCUACUCGUCCGUGGAUUAUUACUAAUAGUACUGGUAUUUAUAGUUAUUUGUUUUAUAGUAGUAUUGAUUAUGCUUGUCCUUAUAAAAUUUCUAUUGAUAUUAAUACUGUUGGUCAUAUACUUGAUGGUCCUGUUAUGAAGCCUUUGGUUGGUUAA